Molecule: messenger RNA, 1644 nt
Organism: Sebastes umbrosus (honeycomb rockfish)
Lineage: Eukaryota; Metazoa; Chordata; Actinopteri; Perciformes; Sebastidae
Exons: 2
Coding region: 57-761 (234 amino acids)
Biological process (GO): Rab protein signal transduction
Cellular component (GO): Golgi apparatus; endosome
Molecular function (GO): GTP binding; GTPase activity
Source: RefSeq, a predicted model, not a curated record
CCUAAUCUCGCGAUGUUUCAGAGCCGAUCACAUCCCAGACCGCGAGAAGAUGAGCAAUGGCAAUAGAAAACAAACCUGGGGACGAAUUUGACACCGUUUUCGGUCAAAAUGACUCCUUAGAGCUCUCUUCUCAACACGACUAUGACACUGCACCGGCUCGGAUAUUCAAGAUAAUAGUCAUAGGAGACUCAAAUGUAGGAAAGACGUGUUUGACUUACCGGUUCUGCGGGGGCACUUUCCUGAAGAACCCGGAGGCGACGAUCGGGGUCGAUUUCAGAGAGAGGACGCUGCAGCUGGAUGGGGAGACUAUCAAGUUGCAGAUCUGGGACACGGCAGGUCAGGAGCGUUUCAGGAAGAGCAUGGUGGAGCACUACUACCGCAGCGUCCACGCCGUCAUCUUCGUGUACGACGUGACCAGCCUCACCUCCUUCGAGAGCAUUCCCGAGUGGAUUGAGGAGUGCAGCCGACACUGUGUAGGGCCCCUGGUGCCCCGCAUCAUGGUGGGCAACAAGUGCGACCUGAGGGACCGCCGGGAGGUCCCCACCACGGCUGCGCAGUGUCUUGCCGACAGCUACAACUUCCCGCUGUUUGAGACAUCAGCCAAGGAACCUUCUGAGAAGGAACACGUCGACGCUAUCUUUCUUACUCUGGCUUAUAGACUGAAGAGCCACAAACCCCUGAGACUAAAGCAGCCGAGUGAGAGCAGCAUCAGGCAGCUGUGGGACCAGAGAGAGCAGGGAGCAGCAACUUGUCAAUGCUGAGGUCACCUCCAUCCUGUAUGGAUGUACUCAGAGUGUGCAGGUCAUCACAGCCUUCAGGAUCAAUAACGGGGCUGAGGAAAGCAGCGUCUCUUCAUAAAGCUGAGACUGAAUUCAGAAAAGCCUCUCAUAUGAACAUGAGAUAGAAAAGGAAGAAACGUAUCAUGGUUUUACACAUUUCCCUGUCUGAUGCAAGGUAAAGCUUGUGACAGUAUGGGCCUAUUAGUUUGCACAAUAUUAAAUCAACAUUUCAAUGAAAUGCAUGAAUGGAAAUGGAGGUAUGCUCAAACUGCACAUAAAAUCACUUUGAGUCAAAGAACAGAGCGUUGCAGAGUGCACUUUAAUAUGUAUGCAAAUCAUAUGCAAUUAGUCGUCUAGUAGCACUACAACUGGCAAUGCAGACAGUGAAUUAAAGGACAAAAUAGAUUUCAGUUUGAGCAAAGGGACCAAUAAGGUAAAUUGAAACUGUGAAGAAAACCGUGCAAUCAUUUUCUUUUAAGUUAUGUUUUUAAGUUAUAUUUCAGUUCUUAAAAAAAAUAAAUGCAGCAUGAGUUUUGGUGCUGUUGGUGAAUGUGUACUUCUCAAAUAUAAAUAUGAACAUAACCAGCUUUGUGUCAGCUAAUUGGCCUACACACAGUUCUUUGGAAAGAAUUCACCAGUGACAAAAUGUAGCUGUCUUUUGGGACAAAAUGCAAAUCCACAUAGUUGAGUGAACACAUUCUCAGCUGUCUUUGAAAUUUGUAAUGCUGUAAAGUAUUGAUGACAUAAAAUCACAUCUGAUUUUUUGCAUGUGUAUAAUAAUGCAAACACUUUCCAACAGUAAUGGAGAUUUGUGACAAUGUUAAACUGCAAAUCAAUAAAAGUGGUUUUGCCAGUGUGAUUUAAA